GGGAAGGCGAUCCCAGACCCAGACAGCUUCGCUGCUGUAGCUCCAGCAUGGCGGCGGCCGUACGAGUUGCAGGCUGUUUCCCUGCACUGUGUAGCUUACCGGCAGGUCACUUCCUGUUGAGGCAGCUCUCUCUAAACACCUUCCCAGCAGCAGCUUCUUCCGUUCUGGCAGCGAAGAUCGCUCUCAGUCACGGCGCUUUGUCACCCAGGGGAAUAGAAACCAACCAUUGUCUGGCCAGCUUGAGCCAUGCGCUGCAGACACAGUGCUGUGUUUCCUCUCCCAUCACCUGGACGGGCCAGCAGAGCAGGCCCUACAGCUUCUUCACCAAACUGACCGCAGAUGAACUCUGGAAGGGUGCCUUAGCAGAGACUGGCGCCGGAGCAAGAAAAGGCAGAGGCAAAAGGACAAAGAGGAAGAGGAAAAAGGAUUUGAACAGGGGCCAGAUCAUCGGGGAAGGACGUUCUGGUUUCCUGUGGCCUGGUCUGAAUGUCCCUCUUAUGAAGAGUGGAGUGGUCCAGACCAUUGGCCAGAGAAGCAGAGAAGAGCAGGAGAAGGUGGAGGCCGACAUGACCCAACAGAGAGAAGAGUGGGAACGGAGGAGGAAGGUCAAAGUUAAACGGGAGCGCGGAUGGAGUGGAAACACAUGGGGAGGUGUCAGUAUUGGCCCCCCAGACCCGGGACCCAAUGGAGAAACAUACGAAGACUUUGACACCAGGGUUCUUGAGGUGAGAAAUGUUUUCAAUAUGACAGCAAAAGAGGGAAGAAAGAAGUCGGUCCGUGUGCUGGUUGCUGUGGGGAAUGGAAAUGGGGCCGCAGGUUUUGCUAUUGGGAAAGCUGCUGACCGGGCAGAUGCUUUCAGAAAGGCAAAGAACAGAGCAAUUCAUUAUUUGCAUUAUAUAGAACUGUAUGAAGGCCAUACAAUAUUCCAUGAUAUUUCAUUAAGAUUUAAAAGGACGCAGAUCAGGAUGAAGAAACAACCCAGAGGUUAUGGCCUCCGCUGCCACAGAGCCAUUAUCACCAUCUGCCGCCUCAUUGGCAUCAAGGACAUGUAUGCGAGGGUCACGGGGUCUAAGAACAUGAUCAACCUCACCCGGGGCCUCUUCCAUGGGCUUGCUCGCCAGGAAACCCACCAACAUCUGGCUGAUAAGAAGGGUCUCCAUGUGGUGGAGUUCCGGGAGGAGUGUGGCCCUCUGCCUAUUGUAGUGGCCUCCCCACAGGGGGCCUUGAGUAAGGAGCCAGAGCCCGAGCCUGAGGUCCCUGACACCAAACUGGACUGGCAAGAAGUAAAGGCCAUGCAGGGAAUGAAGCGCUCAGUGUGGUCUGGGCUAAAGAGGUCUGCCACCUGAAGGUCCCCAGCCUGUCCAGCAGCCUGGGGCUGGCCAGCGCCUGAACAGACUCUAUCCUACCCCUGAUGGGCUGCUGCCUUUUCUUCUUCUUCUUCUUCUUUUUUUUUUUUUAAAGGAAAGUCCUACCUUCUUUGUUUUCAAAUAAAUAAUUGUAGAUUUUAUUUAUUGAGCACAUGGUAUAUAGCAGUCAGUGUGAUGAGACUGUUAUGGGCAAAUACCAGGAGCAACUCAUUCAUUUAAACUAGUAAGUGUGAGUGAGAUUGGAGACAGCCAGUAGACCCAGGCAGUAGUAAUAUGCACAGCGAUCAUUGCUGUGAUAAUUAUAGGUGAUUAUAUACUGAGUCAUCCAAAAGUGAAUGUUUUCUUUGAGGACUUCCCCUCAAUCUUUGGUCUUUAGCAGUUUCACUGUGAUGUGCCUGGCUGUGGGUCUUUGGAUGCUAUUUCUGCUUGGUGAUCUCUGAACUUUCUGGACCUUUGAUGUCCAAUAGUAACUGGGAGAAGAUGUUGCCACCUCAGGACCCCGUUAGUUUUCUUGUUUCAUAGUUCGUAGAUUCAUCCUCCCCUCCUCUUUCCUGCUUUGUAAGUUUCUCUUGAUGUGUCCUCCAUGUUUGGUCCAGCAAUAAGCCCAUUUAAUGAUGCUCUGUUUCUCUUGCAGCAUUUGGGUGUUAUGGUUUGUUCGUUCAUAUUCUGAGACAGGGCGCAGUGGUUAUAAUGAGAAUAGUCCCCAUAGGCUCAUAUGUUUGAGUGCUUGGUCCCCUUAGUGGAACUAUUUGGGAAGGAUUGGGACGUGUGACCUUGUUGGAAGAGGUGUGUCACUGGGGUCGGCUCUGAGGUUUCAAGAACCCACACCAGGCCCCGCCUUUAUCUCUGAUGCCUGUGGAUUAGGAUGUAAGCUUUCAGCCCCAUACCUGCCAGCCUAAUGCCAUGCUUCCCGCCAUGGUGAUAAUGAACUAACCCUUGGAAACUAACCAGUCCCACAAUUGAAUGGUUUGUUUGUUUGUUCUUGGUCAUGGUGUCUCUUUACAGCCAUAGGGCAGUAACUGAGACACAGUAUCUCAUGUACUCCAGGUUGGCCUCUUGACUCUCUCCAUGUGGCCAGAACUGGCCUGAUCUUCCUGCUAAGUGUUGCCCCACUUAGUAUCAUACUUCUUUCUCUUUCCUCUUGUGGUACCAGAGAUAGAGCCCAGGGCUGUGAACCAGCCAGGUGAGUGUUCUGCCACUGAAGGACGCCCCUGGUGUGUUCCCACCGGUUCCUCCCAGCGUGGUUCUGAUUCUCCCGUAGAAUCUCCCUCUGUGUACAUUGCCAUCUGUUCUUUGAUGUUAUUUUCCCAUAGCAGAGUAAUCUUAGUUGUGUUAGACAUUUCUGGGCUGGUGACUGACAUCCGUCCCUGCUGUGUCUCAGCCCCGCUUUGGUCAGACGGUGCCUUUGCUUUCGGUGUAACUUGUCCCCUGUCGCUGGGAGCUGGAGGUGAUAUCCUAGGCAAGGAGCCGAGGGGUGAGGUGUGGAGGGUGGGAAGUUUUCUGUGGUCCUGUGGCUAUACCUCAGUCUUCUGGUGAGUCUGUUGCUGGGCACUUCUUGGUUCUACCCCAUAGGAACUGGAGUAUUUCCCUUCCCCUGGGCCACAGGGUCUGAUAAACCAACAGUAGAUUAGUGUACCAAAGUAGUUUCUCUUCACCUAGCAUGUUCAAGGCCCUGGGUUCAGUCCCCUGCAUAUACAUACAUGCCCCCAAAGGAAAUUUUUUCUGGAGUUACAUUAUUCAAGGCUACAGAUAAAAGCUAAUUAUUUUGAAAGAAAUACCUUUAAAUAAGAUACAUUGAGAACAUCUACUUUUUUCUUUUUAAUAGAAUCCACAAGAAAAUUGGGAGUGGUGUGUGGAACGUCAAAGAAAUUUAUACUCUCCUGUUGAGCUGUGACCCCAGACCUUGAAUUAUUUUUGCAAUUUAUUAUUUUAUUAUUGCCCUGAAAAAGCAAUGAGAUUUAUUUACCUCUCUUUUAUUACUCUACCGUUUUAUUUCUUUAAACCUGAUUUACUCAUUUUUUUAAAAAUGUCAUUUUUCCAGCUGGAGAGAUGGCUUAGCUGUUAAGAGCAGUGGCUACUCUUCCAGAGGUCCUGAGUUCAAUUCCCAGUAACCACAUGGUGGCUCACAACCACCCAUGAUGAGAUCUGGUGCCCUCUUCUGGCCUGCAGGCAGACAUACAGGCAGAACACUGUAUACAUAAUAAAUAAAUAUGAAAAAAUACAAUAAAAAUAAUUUUUUUAAAUGUCAUUUUUCCAAAGCACUGACAACUGUAUUGGCAUUGGGUAAAAACUAUGUAAGUAAAAAUUGUUUUGACAUUUAAUUGUUCCCGGUGACUUGGUAUUAAAAUGAAAAGAGAAAUAAAAGUUUGUCUGGAGA
Messenger RNA from Chionomys nivalis (European snow vole), 3744 nucleotides. It is a transcript of the gene Mrps5, whose product is annotated as mitochondrial ribosomal protein S5. Gene Ontology annotation, cellular component: ribosome. Gene Ontology annotation, biological process: translation. The record is from RefSeq and is a predicted model, not a curated record. The coding region runs from base 48 to 1346 and encodes 432 amino acids. Gene Ontology annotation, molecular function: structural constituent of ribosome; RNA binding. Lineage: Eukaryota; Metazoa; Chordata; Mammalia; Rodentia; Cricetidae. The transcript has 12 exons.